CCUUCGAAUACAUUUUCCCAACUGAACGAACUAUCGUAUCUCUUUUUACCUAUGUGUCCAUCUGGCGACGUUUGAUCACUCUCCUUCACCAAACGUUACUCUCUCAUCCAAUGAGAUCCAAAUGCAUGCAGAAAAACAAUGGAUAGGUACGUCCAAAACUUCCUCAACAAGCUAUCUUUAGCUUUCCUCAUUAUAGCCAGCCUUCUCCUUUUCCUUCUUUUCAUUAAAACCCCUGAAACCUGCGUUAAUCCCAAUCUCACAAAACCUAAGCCCCACCACCGUUUCCCCAAAUCCACCUGCCAUUUCUCCCACCGAUCUAAAACCUCCAUAAAGAAACACAACCGUCGUCUAUGGUCCACAAAAGCCUGGAUCCAAACAGUUCAAUCAUUUAAAGACCAAUUCCAGACUCUACAGGCGAAGAAUCUCUUCUCUAAACAUUCACGGGCCCUUGUGGUCUCCGCCGGGCCGGGUCAUGCGGUUAUGGCCCUAAAAGAAAUGGGCCUUCACGACGUUACAGGAGCUGAGCUCGUGGACUCGCCGCCGCUUGUCAGCCGCGCGGAUCCGCAUAAUCUGCCAUUUUUUGAUAAUGCAUUUGAUCUCGGGUUUAGUGUGUAUUUGGAUCGGGCAUUGUUUCCGGAUAGAUAUGUUAGGGAAAUGGAGAGAGCGGUGAGAGUUGGCGGCGCGUGUGUAGUGGCUGUGGAAGAGUGUGGCGGCGAAGUGGUGGAGGAAGUGGUGAAAUUGUUCCGAAAGUCUAAGGUGCUGGGGGUAAGGAAUGUGACAAUGGGUGGAGAAAAAAGGACUAGAAUCGUCAUGAGAGUUACAAGUGACUGAAUUGGAGGGGGGGGCAAAAACCUAUUAAAACUACAAUAAAUAGUAGAUACGUACACAUAACUUUAAAAAUAUAAUGGGUUCAACGCCAAAAAUAAUAAAUGUAGAACCCACGAAGCUAAAAUUCUGGAUCCGCCUCUUGGAGUAUGCAGUUGAUAUGCUUAUCCUUCCUAGUAAAUUUUUUCUUCGCAAUUCGGUUGAAAUUGAUUCUUUUUGGUGAAAUAUCAACUGCAUGUUGGAUUAUCUUGCAUAAGAUGGUAUAUUCAUCUACUUGUAUUUUGUUACUCUUCAUAAAAAUGAGCAUGGACGAGGGACUUUCUAAUGAGCAUAGACUAGGGACUUUCUCCAGGUAGAUCAGAGAGUUUUAACUUAGUGAUACUUUGUAAGUGUAGACUUAAUAUAAAUGUAUACUUUUGAAAAGAAAAAAAAACUAGUCCGAGGUGAAGAUAAGUGCGAUGUUUGUAUUGCUGGUGAUAGGUAGGACUACACUGGAUAUGUAAUUGUUUGUUGUAAUGAUAGUCCGCAGUGAACAU
Molecule: messenger RNA, 1361 nt
Organism: Nicotiana tabacum (common tobacco)
Lineage: Eukaryota; Viridiplantae; Streptophyta; Magnoliopsida; Solanales; Solanaceae
Molecular function (GO): S-adenosylmethionine-dependent methyltransferase activity
Source: RefSeq, a predicted model, not a curated record